AUGCAGGGCAUGACACCCAUCACCCCGCUGGAGCCGGGCGUGGAGAUGUUCGAGAGAGGGAAGUCGCAGUCACUGUUUGUGGGCGCCAUCUCCGCGCGGACAUCGCUGGAGCGUCCCGUUUCGAUGAUCAGCGAUUACACGGAUAUCGAAGACGAUUCGAGCGGGUUUGAGGAGUACAGUCUUGGCUCUUCCAGCGACAAUCGCCGUAGCCAGACGACGAUAUCAACUUUCGAGGAGGUCCAAACUCCCAGGGACACCGAAGCUCGACCUCAAUUCGCCGAAUGGUACCUCCCAAAGCCAGUAGAAGGCCCCAGAGGACCUCAUCUAUUCCGAUCCUCGCAAUCCUCAAAUGACUUCCCGUUUGAUUUCGCUCUGCAGCUUUCCCCGUUGCUGCCAAAGGAACCCCCGUCCCGCAUCCAGACCUCGUUUCGAGAAGCCACCCCAGAGACCGUUGUUCCGAAGAAGGAGUACAACACCAUCGCUACCGCCGUCGCCCACCUCGAUAAUGCCGAAGUACGAGCCUGGACGUCCCGCGAGGUCGCUACCUGGAUGUAUCAGAACGGCUUCGACGAGGAUAUCAUCGACCGAUUCGAGGCCCACGACAUAACCGGCGCCGUGCUUCUUGACCUUCAAUUCGACGACUUGAAAGAGCUGGAAAUCCAGUCAUUCGGCAAGCGCCAUCGUCUAUGGAACCAGAUCGACUCCCUGCGAACCGCCGACGGUCUCGUCUCGCCGUCCGCCCCCGUCCCCACUCCCUUUCAAGACGUCGACCGGCCUUGCAAAGAGGCAAGGCAACGAUCAAAGAGCAAGAACAGAGAACGGCGACACCGCGAUAAGUCCAGAGGUGCCAAUGAGUGUGACGGAGAUGAGGCGAAGACACCAAUCACCCCUGGAGGUGGUCGGAGACGAAGAGGAAGAAGACACCGGAAUGGAGACGACGUUAUCACGCCUGCCGAAUCUGUCUCUAUUGUCGCUAUCGAGCAACUACUACCCAAGCCCCACAAGUGCGCAAAAGGUGAGCGCUGCGCCAAAUGGAAGAAGCAGCAACGGCAGCUUGCCAGGCUACAGCAAGAGCAUGGAUUUCCGAUAUCCCCCGAGAAGGGUGGGCAAAUUUUCAUCGCAGGCGACCCUGGCAACCCACAAACCGCGAACCGUGCUGUGGAUAACGUCCACCGUCCCAGCUCAGAUGCGAUACCUUCUGUGGUAGCAUCGUCCGACCUUCUAGGCCCUGGUGAGCUCCCUGAGUUCAACAUCGACGAGGAUGCCCUGCAGAGAGUGGAAUCGCGCGACCCUCAAGACAAUGUACGACAAUUCCUUACCCUCCAAGGUGUUGAGCAGCCAUAUACAACCCAAACCCCAAUCGAAGCUCCCGCGACGCCCCCAGUGGACAUGUUUCCUCCUCGGCCAUCCGUUAUGCAACCAUAUCAACAGCAGUACCAGCAGUACCAGCAGGCCUCCGCUUUCUCCGCUUCUACCUCAGCACAUACAUCUGCUUCUUUCGAUUCGUCGGCGCUCCCGACACCCGCGCUUCAUCCGCCAGAGUUCCAACCAGCACCACACUCAAACCUGAAGAGCCUACCUAAGCUCAGUAUCCCACCACCCCGCCCUACGUCCACCCACACCUCCUACGGCGGCUCACGCAGUGCUGUCCCCGCAAGCCCCCAGGUGGCACCAGACACCGCCUUUUCGCCCUGUCGCACAGCGUCUCCAGGUGGCCUAUACCGAUUUGGUACACCGUUCUCUGAAAUGGACGCCCCCGUUACAGCAAUUCCAGUGGGACCCGUUUCACGCGACACAAGCCAGUCGGUACCACCGAACAUGCAGUACAGAGACCCGAUCCAGCGAACCGGGUCACGGGUCGACUGGCGCCGACCCUCACUUCCCCUCCCGGCGCUAAACGAAGACCAAGUCUUCAGCGCAACGGGCGCGUCUGAGCACGAUUCCGACACCUUGCAUGAGACGCAGUUCUCGGAGGGCAACAGCGCGUGCUCUGACCCAAUCAAGACCGCACGGCCCGAGGAUGCACCCCAGGCAGCGUUUGCGUACCAGGGCGUGAAUCACCAUGGUUGGAUGAAGAAGCGCCGGACUCGUCUGCUGCGCCACGAAUGGCAGGACCACCACUUCCGUCUGCAGGGUACGACAUUGGCCAUGCAUCCCAACGAGCUCCCGUCUUCCUCGGCGCUGCAGACCAUCGACGUGGACGACUAUGCCGUCGCCUGCUCCUCACUGGCGUCCAACAAGCUGUCCGCCAAGCUUCGUGCGCUGAGGCUUUCCUCGGGACAGAAGGACAAGGCUGGCAUCCCAGCCGCCUUCGAGUUCCAGCUUGUGCCUGCCGCCCCUAGCAAAGGCGAGGUGAAGAAGGUGCUCCCCAACGGCAAGGUGCAUCACUUUGCCGUUAAGUCGCGCGACGAGCGCAUUGACUGGAUGCGCGAGCUGAUGCUCGCGAAAGCCCUGAGGGCUAAGAAUGAAGGCUACGAGGUGAACGUCAACGGCCACGAGAUGUGA
Trematosphaeria pertusa is the source of this 2505-nucleotide messenger RNA. RefSeq lists its product as uncharacterized. The coding region runs from base 1 to 2505 and encodes 834 amino acids. The record is from RefSeq and is a predicted model, not a curated record. The transcript has 3 exons. Gene Ontology annotation, molecular function: protein binding. NCBI's taxonomy places the organism in Eukaryota, Fungi, Ascomycota, Dothideomycetes, Pleosporales, Trematosphaeriaceae.